AUGGCCCAUGGUGUCCCGCUCAGAGAAUCAGAAGAAGCUACCCUCUCGUCGAGAGGGUAUCAUUUGCUACAAAAAUUAGGAGAAGGAUCUUACGCUCAAGUAUUCUUAGCGGAGUUUUUAGGAGAUAGUGACGAUAAAGAUAAGGGUCCCAAGUUUCUUGCAUGCAAAAUCGUAGACGUAAGCAAAGCUCCUAGGGAUUUCGUCAAGAAGUUCCUUCCCAGAGAAUUGGAUAUUCUUGUUAGAAUAAAUCAUCCUCAUAUCAUACAUGUGCACAGUAUUUUUCAACGAAAGCAGAAGUAUUAUAUAUUCAUGAGAAACGCCGAAAAUGGCGACCUAUUAGAAUACGUCCUUAAAAAAGGACCCAUAUCCGAAGCACAAAGCAGAGUUUGGUUUCGUCAACUGGCGCUAGCCAUUCAAUACCUUCAUGAAUUGGAAAUAGCUCAUCGCGACUUGAAAUGUGAAAAUUGUCUGAUAACGAAUAACUACAAUUUGAAAUUAGCUGAUUUCGGGUUCGCUCGUUUUGUGAUCGAUCAACAAGGUAGAAAAUUGAACAGUGCAACUUAUUGUGGAUCUUUAUCGUAUGCGGCGCCCGAAGUGUUAAGAGGAAUGCCUUAUUAUCCGAAAACUGCGGACGUAUGGUCUUUGGGCAUCAUUCUUUACAUCAUGACAAACAAAGCCAUGCCCUUCGACGACACCAACGUCAAACGGCUGAACGAGCAACAAUUGCAGCGCAAAUGGAAAUUCCGUUCGAAAGUAGUAGAUUCAUUGAGCGAACAAAUUAAAAAUUUAAUCACUCACUUAAUGGAACCGGACGUUCAAAAACGAUACAAAAUCGAUCAGCUAUUGGGCUCCGAAUGGCUCUCCAUGGAUCCCAGAUUGCUGCAACUCAACCAGGCCGAAGAGCAGGCGUUGACGCAGGCGCAGAUCGAUCGAAAGAAUUACAUCGAUUCGUUAAAAAACGCGCAGCCCGAAAAGAAAAUGGGUAUGGAAGAUGUCAAAGUUUUUAAAACAUCUGAUGGAGAAUAA
Psylliodes chrysocephalus is the source of this 1026-nucleotide messenger RNA. The record is from the annotation of a GenBank genome assembly. NCBI's taxonomy places the organism in Eukaryota, Metazoa, Arthropoda, Insecta, Coleoptera, Chrysomelidae.